AUGGUUAAAAGAAAUAAUAAUAAUUCAAUUAAUUAUGAAAUAAAUAAAAUAAUUCCAGUACAAACAACCAAAGAUAUAAAUUCCAAAAGAGAAAAAGAAAUCCAUGUGCAAAUUAAAAAAAUCAAUUCUAAUAGAACUUUUGUUUAUGAAAAUAUUCAUAGACACAUCUUAUUGGUUUUAGAGAACUUUGGAAGUACAAAGAAUCUUUUUCUCGUCCUUUCAGACUGUCUUGCAACAUUGAAAGGUUAUGAUUCUCAAGAGUACCAAUUACAACUUGAGCUACAAACCAUUUCUGAUUCAACUACAACUACUACAACAAACACUGUUUCCACUGUUGCCACUGCUUCCACUUCCAAAACUGCCACUUCCAAAAAUGUCAUUUCAAAUAUUGAAAACAAUACUAAUAAGAGUCAACCAUUGGAAUCAAAUGAUUUAACUCCACCAUCAUCUAAAUCAUCUAAUUCUUCCCCUUCAACAUCUCCAAGCAAAAGAGUUUCCAAAUCUAAAACAAGGGUAACAAAGAAACCAAACCAAGUUAUUUCCACUAGUUCUUCUGGUGAAACUGAAAAUCUUACUACAACCAGUACUGCUGAUACCACUGCUACCACUGAUACUGCUGAUACAACCGAUGGCACAAAUACAAGAACUAGCAAUACAUCCAGUGAUGAUACCACUACAGAAUCAACCAAGAAAAGAGGUAGACCAUCUAAAAUUCAACCAGACAGUUGCUAUGUUUGUAGAAGAACCUUUACUUCAUAUUGGAGAAAAGGUAUCUUCAAUGACCAAAAUGAAGAUCUUUGCAAUCCUUGUGGUUUGAAUUAUUUGAAAAAAGGAAAAAAAGAACAAAUUUCAAAAAAUCAAAAUAGUAUCCACAAUAUUUUAAACUAA
Messenger RNA from Dictyostelium discoideum AX4, 888 nucleotides. RefSeq lists its product as hypothetical. Lineage: Eukaryota; Evosea; Eumycetozoa; Dictyosteliales; Dictyosteliaceae. The coding region runs from base 1 to 888 and encodes 295 amino acids. Gene Ontology annotation, molecular function: zinc ion binding; sequence-specific DNA binding. The transcript is spliced from 2 exons. Gene Ontology annotation, biological process: regulation of DNA-templated transcription. The record is from RefSeq and is a predicted model, not a curated record.